Molecule: messenger RNA, 2748 nt
Organism: Orbilia oligospora ATCC 24927
Lineage: Eukaryota; Fungi; Ascomycota; Orbiliomycetes; Orbiliales; Orbiliaceae
Exons: 1
Coding region: 1-2748 (915 amino acids)
Source: RefSeq, a predicted model, not a curated record
AUGCAGAAUUUCGCAAGACGGUCUUACGACCAGUCCAAAAAUACCCUUGGCCCUCUAGACGAGGAUCCUAUAUAUGAAGACCAUUCUCCUCAAGCGCUGAGGGUGGUCAAUGGAGGCAUAGACCCUAGGCAUAUGCGUAAGGGGAGCUACAUUGAGGAUGACUCGUACGCUGUACCUCUACCAUCUCAAGAGUAUGGCGGCUUGCCUGAGUUUCCAGUAUAUACAAAGGGUGGGGCGACUCCUGAUGUUUCAAGAAAACGAGAUUCUCGAGAUCAAUUGGCAGCAGGUGGCCGAUCGUCGGGCCGCACUGGACGUUCGGGUGCUAGAAGGUCCCUCAUAGUUGGACCGCAGCCACAGCCUCAAUUACCAUCCAACUCCCCAAAGUCUGUAUCGAAGCCUCGAUUUCCGGUUAAUCCUUCAGGAAACACUGAACACUACCGACAACAACAAUAUCAACAGCAAACCCAAAAUAAUUCUAGAUCUAGUCGACAUUUAAGUCAAAGCGUUGCCAGCCCGGGUCUUGGUCGAUAUAGUCCUCCGCUAGAAGCUGAUGAGGACGCUGAAUACGACGAAAUGAGAGCUCGAUCUAUUAUGAUCGGCUUCGAAGCCCCUUCACCUAGUACCACUGCCCAAAAUACACCGAAUGGACAUCAAUUUCCUCCUCAGCCACAGAAUUUGGCACCUUUCCAUAAUGUUGGCAGAGGCUCGAGAACCUCAGCUUCUAGUACCAACUCGGCCGUUGCAGGGAAACGUGGCCAUGCAGCAUCUUCGCAUUAUUCACAAGUAUCAUAUGUCUCUACUAUUCCCGAGGAGGCAUCCGAAUAUGGUCGUAACGCUCAUAACUCCUAUGCCUCCUCUCAUGUAAUACCCUCGAGCUGGGGCUCAGCUGUUGGAGGGCUUUGGAUACCUGCAUCGAACGAGGAAUUAAUGAGUGAUGCAUCUUCGAUAUCGAAGGGUAGCAAUAAGAGCCGGAAUAAUGAUUACGAGGACUUUGAUGAGGGCGCAACUCUUGUCCGACAAGCCAGUAUGGGACGGAAACAGAAGCCAAAAUUAACAAAUGUUCGAGCCAGAUCCACAGAGAGAUCUUCAGAAAGGUCUUCGGAGAGGUCCUCGGAGAAGUCCUCGGAAAAAUCCGAAUUGAGGUCAAAGUCCUCGAAGAGCGACUUGGCCAACAACCCGCAAAACCACGGGAGACGGGGUAGUAGUAUUGCUUCGUUGAAGCUGGCCGACCAAAAGAUGACAGGGAAGUCAGAAAAGAUGAUGAUGGCCUCUCAACCGAUUAGCAACCAGAUGGAGGUCUAUGACGAUCUACAACCACCUCCAAAGAUCGGAUUUUGGCAGAGGUUGUCGGCAAUAAGCACAAGGAGCAGUUCUUCGGAUAUGGCUCCAAAGCCUCUGCGCAUUCCUAGUGGGAAAAGCUCAUCAGAUGAGAGUUACACAACGAUGCAUGUCCGCAAUGGAAGUCAGAGCCCUUCUGUAGCUACUGGCCCGCUCGGUUCGAACUUAUCUAUCCCACAACCGGCCUUAAACCGACCUCGACCGCCAAGACUUAAUAUCGACGCUGUUAGGGAGGCAGAAGCGAGAGGCAGUCUGACCAGCUUGCCUGAGCUGAUAAGGCGAGCUACCAAACUUGCUGCAGUUCUAGAGACUGGAGCAAGACUAGACAGCAGAUGGGAAGGCAGUCGAGCACCGAGCAUGAUGAGUACGGAUACCUCAAACAUGCAUAGCUAUGGUCAUGGUCAUGGCCAUGGCCAUGGACACGGUCGAUACCAAGAAUCCCUUUCAGAUAUUCUCGCCUCCUUCCCACCGCCACUAGCAUCUUCCCGGCACUUAUCGAGUCGAGGGACGGGUUGGCCUCUCCCCGGAGACUUUGCAUACCUGCAAAGCGAAGAAACAUCCGAAAUCCGACGGAAACGUAAGAUCUGCGGUCUCCCGCUGUGGGCCUUCAUAUUACUGGUCCUUCUUGCAAUCGUUGUCGCAACAGCCGCAGUCAUCCUUCCGGUUCAGCUCGUAGCAUUAAGCAAGGACAAACAAAAAGUCACCUCACUUACCCCGGAUGCAUGCUCAAAGACUAACCCGUGUCUGAAUGGCGGGUUGGCGAGCGUUGAGGAUGGCAAGUGCAUGUGCGUCUGCACUAACGAGUUCUUCGGCGCCAACUGUGGACAAUCUAAUGACCCGGCCUGCACGAUAAUGCUUAUCCAAGAAACAACGAGUAGCGGCCCUGUAAGCCGGAACGUAUCAAUUGGACUUGCCAUCCCAAGACUUCUUGGUAUUUCAGACUCUAAAUUUAAAAUCCCCAUCAACUCGGCUACCCUUUCAAAUACAUUCUCGUCACAAAACACUACCUGCGCUUUGCAAAACGCUCUUGUCAUGUUGAAUGGCAGAACAAGUCCCCCCGGCACUACUUCGGAUUCCCAAAUCAAUACUGCAUCCACCGGAGUCGCCCUUGAUGAGAACGUUGUAGACUUUGCAAGAGUGGCGGUGUUAUAUCUUGCGAGCACUUUAGGGAUGCGACAGGCCGUUGAUGCACGGGAAAACCUUGGGGCGGUCUUCGCGGACGGUAAAGACUAUGGCACUGUCAGAGUUGAUGCCACGGCUGAAAUUGACCUGACAAAAUUACGCAUCUCUACUGGCUCCGGCAAGAAGGUCAUCGGUGGCCCAGCCUCGAAACUGAAGCACAAACGAUCCGAGAAUGUGAAGCAUGGUCACAUAGUCCGGAGGCAUAAAAUUCCUGGGGGGAUCGUUUGA